Messenger RNA from Pelagomonas calceolata, 1752 nucleotides. The record is from the annotation of a GenBank genome assembly. NCBI's taxonomy places the organism in Eukaryota, Pelagophyceae, Pelagomonadales, Pelagomonadaceae.
GCCAAGCCAAGCGCCUGUUUCUGGGCGUAGACGUGCUAAAUAUACGCUAAAAUACACGUAUUAGAUUACUGAUUGACGCCACUGACGCCCCAGAACCGCUGCGCCGCUGGGCGGCCUCUGGCUGUCAGAUCUGCUGUAGCCUCCUGCCGCGCUUUGAGCAUAACUAGUGCGCGUGCGCAAAAAAUACGCGUUCGAACGUACUAAACAAUGCGCGCGACGCCGCUCCUGCGAAACCUCGCGCGCAACGCCCUGCGAAACGGCACCGCGGCGGCGACGGCCCGGGCGACACCACCACAAAGUUGGCGGCGCCUGGCCACGUCCCCGCUCGCCACCGACGCCGUAAACCUGGACCUCUCGCAAGCCAAAGCAUUGACCUGCCACAACAUGAUGUGCGAGCACGUCGGCGAGCCCUGCGGCUGUAGGAUCGCCGCGUUCCUCGAGCGGCGGAGCUUUCCGAAGCUCGAGACGCUGUCGCUCCGCGGCGCGGGACUGCGGGCGGUGCCAGACGCAGUAUUUCGCCUACCGCGGCUCCGCGAGCUCGACCUGUCGCGCAACGAGCUGCUGCGCGCGCUGCCCGACGACCUCGCGGCGCUCGAAAGCCUGGAGACGCUCGACGUGACCGAGACGGCGCUCGAGGCGCUGCCGGCGCGUUUGUUCGACUUGCCGCGCUUGCGCCGCGUCGCCGCCGACGCGGAGCUUCUCGUCGCGCCGGCGGGCUGGACUGCGGCGGACGGAGCGCUCGAGCGCGGCGGCGUCAUCGUCGCGGCGGCGGCGUCUUCGCGUGCGCGGCCACCGGUCGCGGCGCCGCGGCGACGGGCGUUUAGCACCGGUAUUUCGAGGCCCAAACAAAACGCGGCGGACGUGCGCGACCUGCUGCGGACGCGGCUCUCGCUGACUGAUGCGGGGCUAGAUAGGGUCAAGCGGCGUGGGUCCUUGGGAGCGAGAGCGACCGUGGAGCCGAAGCUUACAUGGCUGCAGACGCGGCUCGACCUGGACGCGGCGCAACUGGGGAAGAUGGUUGUGAAGUUUCCGCCGCUGUUGUAUGCAAGUGUCGAGGACAACCUGAUGCCGACGCUCGACUGGCUACAGACACGUCUUGACCUAGACGCGCCGCAGCUAAAGAAGGUGGUUUUGGGGCACCCGCCGCUCCUGGGAAUUAGCGUUGAGGACAACAUCGCUCCGAAGCUUGACUGGCUGCAGACGCGCCUUGGUCUGGAUGAGAUGGGGCUGAGGAAGAUGGUUCUGAGGUUUCCGUCUCUGCUGGCCUACAGCGUCGAGGACAACCUGGCGCCAAAGCUCGGGUGGUUGCAGCGGCGCCUACGUCUGGACGAAGCGCAGCUGGGGAAGGUGGUUCGGGUGCGCCCGCAACUGCUGAGCUGCAGCGUCGAGGACAACCUGGAGCCGAAGCUCAAUUGGCUGCAGACGCGCCUCGACCUGGACGACGCGGGACUGAGGAAGAUUGUUGUGACGUGUCAACAACUGUUGGGCUUGAGCGUCGAGGACAACAUGGAGCCGAAGCUUCAGUUUCUUGCGCGGGAGAUCGGCCUCUCGCGGCCCGAGCUUCGCGAACACGUGCUGAGAAUUCCGGCCAUCUUGGCGUACAGCCUGGAAAAUCGCUACCGCCCGCGCCUCGAGGCGUGCCGCGCAGCCGGCGUCGAUCCGGCAUACGCAGUCACCACGGCGCCUUACACGGACGAAACGUUCGACAGGUGCCUCGAGAGGAGGGGCCGGGCCCAAAUGUAGGUGUGUAAG